Prorocentrum cordatum is the source of this 1367-nucleotide messenger RNA. NCBI's taxonomy places the organism in Eukaryota, Dinophyceae, Prorocentrales, Prorocentraceae. The record is from the annotation of a GenBank genome assembly.
GUCGUGGUUUGCACGAUGUUGCAUUCAAUGUCGUCGCGCUGGAUCUCAGGGGACCUCGAUGCCGAAGGCGAAGACGGGCGCGGCGCGGGCGCCAGGGCGCCUGCAGCAUCAGAGGAGCCCGAGUGGCUGGCCGACGCGGCCGGCUUCGCGCCCGCCACCUCGUCGACCUCCCCGCCGGCGGGGCGGGAGCCGAAGCGGCGGCGCCCACUUCCUCUUCGGCGCGAGGGGCGCCGCCGACGCGGGCGGCGGCCGGGGUUCAUCCGGGAGCCCGCGGGGAGCCCGCGGGGCGGAGCCGGCGGCCCUGUCCGACGCGGAGUCCAUCACCGAAUCGCAGACCAGAGGCGGCCGAGCUGCCGAGAGGGCGAGGCGCCCGUCGCGCCGUGGAGUUGGGGAGCACGCUGCGAGGAUCGGACGAGGACGACGGGCUCGACGCGGAGCGGCACCUGGACUCCGGCCGAAGGGCCAGCGAGGCGCGCGCCGCCGCCGCGGAGGCCGGCCUCCGGGGGGACCCGCGGCACGCCGACGACUCCCCGCGGCGGCGCCGGAAGGUCUCGAGGAGGCUGCGCCGCAGCAGGAGGGCUCCGCCGACGGGCCCGCAGAGCAGGCCCGGGUCCGCGGGCAGGAGGAGCCUGCUGGACGAGCCUGGGGCCCUCGCGCAGCCCCGCCAUCGCGGCGGCCGGCGGCUCUCGGGCGCCGCGGCGCGCGAGGAGGGCGCGCGCGCGCCCGGCGAGGCUGUGCGGGACGCGGGGGCGUGCGAGGCCGCGGCCGCGGCGGAGGCGCCGCUCCCCGCGUGGGCGGCCCGAAGCCUGGACGACAGCGCCGCGGAGAAGGCCCGGCGCGAGGACUAUGCGGGGGCGAUCCAGGCCUGCCUGCCUGUCCUCGCGGGCCCUGGGCCCGCGAUCACGCUGCUGCAGGAGCUGUGCGCGUCGUGGGAGAAGGCGGUCCACCAGCAGCUGCAGGUGUACAUCAACCAGCUGGAGGCGCUGGAGGAGCGGUGCAGCGGCGAGGCUGCGAGCGCCGAGCGGGGGAGGCAAGACUUAGAGUGGCGCGUGCUGAAGUCGGACAGUGAGUUGAGGUCCUGCAUGGAGGAGCUCAGGAUGGAGAAGGGCUGCUCGGAGGAGUGGCGCAGGCAGGCCGAGGGCCGAUCCACGGAGCUCGAGGCAGAGAAGCACCCGGGCCAAGCGAGGAGCACAAACGCGAGCUCGUACACUGGCGCCGGCGGGCGGAGGAGCGCCUCGCCUCUGCGGCCCCUUCGGUUCGCGCGGCUCGCACGGCACGCCGGCGAGGGCGGAGGCCACUGUCGCCCCGACCCCCAGUCUCUGGCCCUCGUGGUCGGGGUGCUCUUCGGGCCCAGGAUGGGCCCUUAA